Messenger RNA from Vombatus ursinus (common wombat), 1890 nucleotides. Its product is annotated as leucine-rich repeat extensin-like protein 3. NCBI's taxonomy places the organism in Eukaryota, Metazoa, Chordata, Mammalia, Diprotodontia, Vombatidae. The transcript is spliced from 3 exons. The coding region runs from base 1 to 1890 and encodes 629 amino acids. The record is from RefSeq and is a predicted model, not a curated record.
AUGGCGGACAAGAAGCUGCCGCAGCCCCCACCGACCGCCCCUCCUCCCAUCCUGCUCACCCCCAAGGCCCUCGCCCCCCCCCCGCUCCUCUGCAUCCCCGAGGUCCCCCCUCGGCCGACCAUCUUCAGCAACGAGCCCCCUUCGCGCCCGCUCGUCUUCUGCCCCCCGCCCCGGCCCCAGCACCCCGCCCUCACCAGCUGCGUGCCCCCGGCGCAGCCCACCUUCUUCCUCCGGGCCAAGCUCCCCGCGCAGCCCCGGGCCAGCCCCGGCUCCCCGGGGCCCCAGACCUGGCCUUCCGUCGUCCUGGCCGAAAGCCUGCCCCAGCCCCCUACCGUGAUCUUGGGCGAGCCCCCGCCUCCGCCCCCCAGCACUGUGGCCCCCGACCCCCCUGCCAGGCCUCCCAUGAUGGUUGGCUCGGACCCCUCGGCCAAGCCGUCCGUCAUCUUGGCGAAGGAGCCCCUUCCCCACAUGCCCGCCAUCGUGGGUGCCCUACGCCCUAAGCCCCCCUUUCGCCCCCCUACCCUCGGGGGCGGUGGCUCAGAGCCCCCUCCUCCCCCCGCCCCCGCAGGCUCGGAGGCCUCUCCAAGCCUACGCGCUGUCAUCACCUCCGGGGUCCCCUCGAAGCCCCCUCGGAGCCCACGGGCCGUCACCCCCUCUGGGGGCCUCUCAGAUCCCCCUCCUCGCCCACAGGCCAUUGGGGGCCCCUUGGAGUCCCCUCCAAGCCUACGUGCCGUCAUCACUUCUGGGGGCCCCUCAGAGCCCCCUCCUCGCCCACAGGCCAUCAGCCCCCCUGGGGGCCCCUCAGAGUCCUCUCAGAGCCCACAGGUCAUCACUCCCUCUGGGGGCCCCUCGCAGUCCCCUCCAAGCCUAUGCUCAGUCAUCGUAUCUGGGGGACACCGGGAGCCCCCUCCUCGCCCACAGGCCAUCAGCAUUUCUGGGGACCACCCAGAGCCCCUUCCUCGCCUACGAGCCAUCAGCAUUUCUGGGGGCCGCUUGGAACCCCCUCCUCGCCCACCUGCCCUUGGCAGCUUAAGGAGUAGCUCCGAGCCCCCUUCUCCUGACAAAGCACCAACUUUGAAGUCCCUCCUCAAGCCCCCCAGCCAAGAGUCAAAGGCCAUGGCUGCCAUGGCAGCUCGGCCCUACUGGAUCACUGUUCUGACCCCUCCUUGUCCCCUUGUCCCCAAGUCUGAGGCUGUUACUUACCCCACCGUUAUCAAGGCUGAAUCCCUUCCUCCUGCUCCUUACAUCAUCAAGUCCAAGACCCAAUCUCACCCCCCUUUCCUCAAGGCUGAUCCUCAUCCUCCCAACCCCUCUACCGCCAGUUCAGAGCUCCUUCCUCAGCCCCCCAUCCUCAGCAACGAGCCUUCAAUUUCCAUCCCCCCCAUCAUCAGGUUUGAGACCCCCAUCCUCAAGCCUAGCUCUCCUCCUGGCCCCUCCAUCAUCAAGGCUAAGUCUUCUCCUCCUGACUCCUCCAUCAUAAGCUCUGAGUCUCCGGACUCCUCCAUCAUCAGCUCUGAGCCUCCUCCUGACCUGUCCAUCAUCAGCUCUGACUCUGAGCCUUCUCCUGACUCCUCCAUCAUCAGCUCUGAGGCCCCUCCUGACUCCUCCACCAGCUCUGAGCUUCCUCCUGACCUGUCCAUCAUUAGCUCUGAGCCCCUUCCUGACUCCUCCAUCAGCUGUGAGCCCCCUCCUGACCCAUCCAUCAUCAGCUCUGAGGCCCCUCCUGACCUGUCCAUCAACAGCUCUGAGGCCCCUCCUGACUCCUCCAUCAUCAGCUCUGACUCUGAGCCCCCUUCUCACCCCUCCAUCAUCAGCUCUCGGCCUCUUUCCCGUUCCCCAUCAUCAGAUCUCAGCUCCUUCCUCACCAUUAACUUUGAGCCCCCUCUUUAG